Molecule: messenger RNA, 1414 nt
Organism: Phragmites australis (common reed)
Lineage: Eukaryota; Viridiplantae; Streptophyta; Magnoliopsida; Poales; Poaceae
Product: bidirectional sugar transporter SWEET14-like
Exons: 6
Coding region: 168-1055 (295 amino acids)
Biological process (GO): carbohydrate transport
Cellular component (GO): membrane
Molecular function (GO): sugar transmembrane transporter activity
Source: RefSeq, a predicted model, not a curated record
AGCAUCUCAAGUAGGUCUUGUGCUCCCAUCAACUUCUCUCUCCCCCUAGCUUGAGAGGGAUCAAGAGUUGAUUUUGUUAGCUCGAACAAAAUCCUAGAACAAAAUCCCUGGUCUCAAAAAAAAAUUCUAAUCCUCCCCAACUCUCAUAUUAAAGCUAAGAUCUUCCAAUGGCUGGCCUGUCUCUUCAGCACCCCUGGGCCUUUGCCUUCGGCCUCCUAGGGAACAUCAUCUCCUUCGUGACCUACCUGGCCCCACUGCCGACGUUCUACCGGAUCUACAAGAACAAGUCGACCGAGGGUUUCCAGUCGGUGCCGUAUGUGGUGGCGCUGUUCAGCGCGAUGCUGUGGAUCUUCUACGCGCUGCUCAAAUCCGACGAGUGCCUCCUCAUCACCAUUAACACCGCUGGCUGCGUCAUCGAGAGCAUCUACAUCGCCAUCUACCUCGCCUACGCACCCAAGAAGGCCAAACUGUUCACUGCGAAGAUCCUUCUGCUUCUGAACGUUGGGGUGUUCGGCCUCAUCCUCCUCCUUACGCUGCUGCUCACCGCCGGAGAGAAGCGCGUCGUGCUCCUCGGCUGGGUCUGCGUCGGCUUCUCCGUCAGCGUCUUCGUCGCCCCACUCAGCAUCAUCCGGCAGGUGGUGCGCACGAGAAGCGUGGAGUUCAUGCCCUUCUCGCUCUCCCUCUCUCUCACAGUCAGCGCCGUCGUCUGGUUCCUCUACGGCCUCCUCAUCAAGGACAAAUACGUCGCCCUACCUAACGUGCUCGGAUUCACAUUCGGGGUCAUCCAGAUGGGCUUGUACGCGCUCUACCGGAACGCGACGCCCAGGGUGCCAAACAAGGAGGUGUCAGAUGACAAGGAGGCGUCCGUGUACGACGCCGUCAAGGUGCCCGAGCACGUCGUGACCAUCGCCAAGCUCAGUGGACCAGCGGUCGAGCUCAAGAGCCACGAGGUGAAUCCCGUCGAGUCACCGCCGACGGGUGAGGCCAAGGGGAAGAAUGACGCGGCCGCGGAGGAGCAGGGCAAGGUUGCGGACAAGGGAAGCAAUGCCGUCUAGACGCGUGGACACGCACGCGUACCUGGGCCGGUCGUAGACUCAUAAUUAAGGUGGCACGCUUCGUAGUUCGUACGUACUACGCGAAGUGUGGCCAAGCCAUGCAAGUAUGCAUGCACACAUGCAAUUAUGUAUGUGUGCUUGCAAGCUAUGAAAGGGGAGCGAGAGGAUUGAAAGAGAGAGGACCCUAAGACCAUGGGGUUGUAGGUUGUUUCUGCUGGUGCUACUGCUACUGCUGCUCCAUUUGAUUCUCAUGCAUGUAUUGAUUAGCCUGUUGUUCCUGUAAUGGUUCUUUGUUUUCAUUAGUGUGUCUGUCACCUCCAUGUAAUGGUCUUGUUAUAUAUCAAAAUCAUUUGUGUCAA